Molecule: messenger RNA, 598 nt
Organism: Verticillium dahliae VdLs.17
Lineage: Eukaryota; Fungi; Ascomycota; Sordariomycetes; Glomerellales; Plectosphaerellaceae
Exons: 2
Coding region: 104-442 (112 amino acids)
Source: RefSeq, a predicted model, not a curated record
GCAUCUGAAUGAUACUAGCCAACUCCAAGCCGUGCAGGGGCCCGCCAGUGAUCCACCACUGUGAUAAAUAAUACGCCCGGAACCGAGCACACCUGCAGCGGAUAUGCCUAGAUGUUCAUGGGAUGCCUCAUACACAGCGGCGCCUGGUGAUAGCAUGAAACAUGCAGGCCCUGUAAAACAGCCACGUAGACGCCAGGAAGCCUUAGUUACGUGGACGUGGCCCCUGAUACCCCAUACAUACCUGCUGUUGCAGCCAAACCACGCGAACGCUAUUUCAGCUGGGAGAAUAGAGACUCAGCCCCUUGUCAGUGAAUUCGGUUCGUUCGAGACAGGCUGCACACCAAGCUUGCGGCAUACUCUGGAAGAUUGCAACUGGAUUCGCUCUACGGGCCUGCUGCAGCUUAAACGAGGACGCUCGUUGAUAAGUGACGUUGUCACCUAGCGGCGCAAUCAUCUCACAUGGUACUGCUAUGGAGCACGGGAUGGCGUUUGAUAUAACGAACAGACGUUGGCUGGGCCGGAGAGCCUCGGAACCAAAUCGAAUCAGGUGAUAAGAAGUCGAGGUAGCUGUAGGUCGUAACGAACAUCAGUCGAAGGG